Molecule: messenger RNA, 753 nt
Organism: Aplysia californica (California sea hare)
Lineage: Eukaryota; Metazoa; Mollusca; Gastropoda; Aplysiida; Aplysiidae
Exons: 3
Coding region: 1-753 (250 amino acids)
Cellular component (GO): membrane
Molecular function (GO): G protein-coupled peptide receptor activity
Source: RefSeq, a predicted model, not a curated record
AUGACACCUCCAGGUAUCCAGCUACCGUUCGCACCAAAAGCUGUAGCCACGCCGUACCCGAGCAGUGCACUGCUAGCAGUGAGCAGUAUCUGGGUCAUCUACGGGCUCGCCCUCAACAGCUGCUGUAUCGCCGUGUUCAUCUGUGCCGAGCGCUGCCUGUGCAUAGCUCUCCCCUUCAAGGUCAGGGACAUCCUAACACCCGGCCGCUCCGCCGCCAUCUUGGCCCUCAUCUGCACCUUCUCCCUGGCAAGCGUGUCUCCCAUUCUGUCCACGGUGGAGCUGAUCCGGACUCGUGACCCCGAGACCAACACGACAGUGGUCAACAUGUUCUUGACCAGGGAGAACCCGCCACGGGUCCAGGCGACCAACGCGACAGUCAGUACCGCGCAGACGACAGCUCUCCUGUGUCUGCUUCUCCUCACCGGUCGCCUUGUCAUCAGCCUUAACCGGCACACAAAAUGGCGGAGUCUUCAUUCCCAGGCUGGGGUUCGUGCUGCUGACCGCCGGGUGGUCAAAGUAGUGGUCAUCGUGUCCGUAGUUCUCAUGGUCUGCUACACGCCAGGUCAGAUCUACACGGCCGUCAGUGAGUUCGCGCCGGAGUUUAAUUACGGGCGUCGCCAUGGUUACCUGUACCGAGCGUCAUGGGCGCUGGCCUACUUCCUGUAUACUCUCAACUCCAGCAUCAACCUGGUCAUCUAUUACAACAUGAGCUCUCGCUACAGGGCCACUCUUCAAGCUUUGCUUCACUUUUAG